This is a messenger RNA of Wyeomyia smithii (pitcher-plant mosquito), 1179 nucleotides long. RefSeq lists its product as uncharacterized. The transcript is spliced from 4 exons. The record is from RefSeq and is a predicted model, not a curated record. Lineage: Eukaryota; Metazoa; Arthropoda; Insecta; Diptera; Culicidae. The coding region runs from base 101 to 1039 and encodes 312 amino acids.
UCGUGUAGUGAACCAGAGCGACUUUCUUAUCUAAAAUUGCAUCAAUUUUUGAGCGUUCGGUUCAGUAAAUUUCUGCGGCUGGUUGGUAUUGAUCAUCGAGAUGCUACUGUACCUUUUGCUAAUAAUUCUGGAAGUAUCAUCGUCUAUUGUUUCGGGAAGUGUAUCCAUUGGCAAUAGGACACUAUCGCGAGGGAAGCGAUUUCUUCUCUUCCCUAUUAAUGGUCAACUUUUGUUUACCGUUUCCGGUGCAAAAGGGUUGAUCUUCAGAGGACCAAGUGGUUAUAACUUAAUCACGGAGUUGGACAUGUACUACCCCUUGCCGGAUUACCGUUAUCGGUUAACUUCGUUGCGGUUGGGUGAAAUUGCUAUGCUACCAGGAGCUACAACAACAAUAACAACGACAACAACGACAACAACGACGACUACUACUACAACGGAGCCUACAAUGCCCAUCGUGGAUUUAGAUCACUUGUAUCUUAAAGAUCACCCGCAGGCGUGGUUUCCAAGCGCAAUUAAACACAGCUCAGAUCAGUCCGAAUGGUUUUUGCCUUGGACAGGUGAAACUUAUAAUCCACAAACAGAGUAUCACCAGAGAAUGUGGCAACCGGUGGAGCAUUUCGAUCAAUAUUUUCCACGGAAGAAAAGAUUUGCGGAUGUUGGUAGAAUGAACGAGGAUGAAGAAGAAGUCGAUCGUUUUAAUCUUAGUCAGCACCGCAACUGGGAGUACUACUAUCACUACCGGGAUCGUCGGGAACUGUUCCACGCUCUGGAGCACCAGGCUGGUGAUAGUAUCGAUUUUCCGAUGAAAUCUUGCAUUCUCAGGACGAUUUGCGAGGUGCGAGGAUUGAUUUUUCCUCCUGGAAGAUCUAUGAUAAUGGAUCUGGUGCAGAUUGUUUUUCGAAUCCCACUUAAAGAGGAACUUAAUGAUGAAUAUAGUGCAGCCAUGAGAGAAGAAACUUUGGACUGCCACCGGUUGUAUGGCGAUAAAUGCCCAAUUAGCCUACUUUAUUUGAUUAUGUUUGGGAAAUUUGUCCCGUGAUACUUGGAUCUUUGUAGUACAAGAAGUUUCCGAUACAUACCCUAUUAUUCCACAGAAAGCGCUGAUAGAAGAAUCUGUAAUAAAAUGACAAAUAUAGAUAUUCAAUGGUACGCAAAAAUAAACAUUUCUUGGUUUUGGCA